Molecule: messenger RNA, 2878 nt
Organism: Tachysurus fulvidraco (yellow catfish)
Lineage: Eukaryota; Metazoa; Chordata; Actinopteri; Siluriformes; Bagridae
Gene: dnaaf2
Product: dynein axonemal assembly factor 2
Exons: 2
Coding region: 258-1925 (555 amino acids)
Biological process (GO): axonemal dynein complex assembly
Cellular component (GO): cytoplasm
Source: RefSeq, a predicted model, not a curated record
GCUUCCGUCUCCUUAGCAAGUUUCCAUAGCAACGAAAACACUCAGUUGCCGAGUUAAGCCCGAACACGGAAUUUAUUUAUUUCUUUUCUUAAUUUCGUAAAUUUAGCCCAUGAACUUUAAAGCGAGUUAAAAGUUGGAGCUGUACUCUCCGAAUUUUCCUCAUAACACAGGAUACCGGCUAUAUUUAAACCGUUCUUUCAGCUGUGUUGUAUACACUUGUUGCUAUCAGCUCGCUAUUUCUGUGCGAGACACUUAUCAUGGAGUUUGGCAACAAACUAGAAGAACUUAAUAUGACGACAGAUGAAAUAAACACUUUCAGUAAAGCCAUGAAGGACGAGAAGUUCCGUGAGUUGCUCCACGAAUAUGCCCAGGAACUAUCAAACCCAGAAAACAAGAAGAAGUAUGAGGAGGAAAUCACACAGCUGGAGCAAGAGAGGGGCAUAAAGGUAGAAUUUAUACAUCCAAAUCCCCACCAUGUGCUGAAGAGCAGUAUGAAUGGGAAAGAGAAGUGUUUUAUAAAUAUCUGCUCCAAUAACCUAAUCAACGAGCCCACAUGUAAAGCCGGAAGGGCUGAAAAUGGCCAGCUUGGGCAAUGCUGGUCACUGCCAUACAGUCUAACUCCUGGUAGGCCUGACAGAGACAGCAAGGGCAAGAAAUACAUGAUAUAUGAUGUUGUUUUUCAUCCACAAACUCUCUACAUGGCAGGCAAGAACCAAAGGUUUAUGAAACUUGUAAACAGUACUGCUAUACAAGGCGUGGAGAAUGCCUUUCAAGUCACACUGGACAAAACCAAUACAUUAUUGCAAAAAAUUCAAUACAAAGGUGUGCCUCAGCCAGCUGUACUACGUAACAAAAUCUCUGGUCAGUUCAAGAAGGAAGAAUCUUCUCCUCAUGACAAAGCUUUCAAUAUACUUUACCCAGACACUCUGCCAGUCAAAAAUCCUAAACCUUAUUUGUCGUCUUUUGCCGAUAGUCCUUUAGUGCCUAUACAACCACAUUACACCAUCAAAUAUAGAUCUUUUGUGGAUCUGCAAGACUGUAGAUGCUCCAGAGAUUCGGCUCCAAGAACACGUCCAAAAGAGAUUGUCAUUACUAUAGAUUUACCACUUCUCAAAUCAGCAGCAAAUGUUGACCUUAACGUGACUGACAGAAAACUGGCUUUAGAAUCUCAAAAGCCAGAUUACAAACUGGAACUACAGUUAUCCUACCCUGUCGAUGCCGAUAAAGGAGAUGCCAAAUUUGACAAGGCUAAGAAACAGCUUACCGUAACUCUAACCGUACAACCAGCUAAGGACUAUGAUAUGGCUCAUGUUGAGGAGAAUCAACCUGAAAGUGACAAUUGUGUUGUGAUGGGGACUGCAGAUAAAGCAGAUGAAGUGGUACAUGAAGCAGAACUGGACAUAAAGGAUGCAAGUUGUGAAGCACACCCUCAAGAAAACAGCCCUGUGCAAGAAGAGGAAGGAAAUGAGCAUUUCUCCAUUGAUGAGGUUUCUGAAGUGGAAUCACAAAUGAAACAGACUGCAUCACAUUUAGAAGAAACAUUACACAAUGUACAAAAUAGUUCUGCCAACCCAUCCACUUGUGUAUUAGGAACAUCUGAGGUGGAGUCAAUUAUCAUCAGUGAUGGACCAAACCAAAUGAAUUCUCCAUUAGACACCAUAGAUAGUUUGUGCAGACUUAAAGAGACAGGAGCAUUGUCUGAAGAUCCAAAUAGCUCUAGCAAACUAAGUUCCUCCCUAGUGCCACUGAAUGAGCAAGAGGAUAAUGCUGAUUCUUCCAAACAAAGCAAAACAGAUAUUAGUUUUCAGACUCCUACCAUCCUUAGGGAGAAAAACCCUGAGGAUGGUAGUGAGGUUAUUAUUACUGACCAUACUACAUCUGCUGGCCUGUCUUUCCAGAACUGUCUAUGGUUUGAGCUUGACUAAAAACAUGGCCCCAUUUACGUUCAUUCAUGGCCAAUAUAUUUGAUCAACAUGUGUUAUAUUGUAUCAGAAUCAGUAUCAGAACAGGUUUAUUGGUAAAAGUGUGUUGACACAAACAAGGAAUUUAGUUCCAGCUAUUUGUGACUCUUAAAAGUACAGACAUAAAUAACAUACUAUACAAGACAAUGCAGGCAAUGUGAUACAAUUUAGACAGUUACAGUAUAUUGUGUGGGUAACAUCCACACGAUUAAAAGAAAAUAUAUUGAAUAUUUGAACAUUGAAGACAUUUUCUCUGUUUUAAUUGCUUUUUUCGUUUCUUUUUAGCAUAUGAUGCUAUAUACAUACACACAUACAGUGGGCAAAAUAAGUACUGAACACGUCACCAUAUUUCUCAGUAAAUAUUUCUAAAUUCAUAAAAUUUUCACCAGAUGUCGGUACCAACCCAAGUAAUCCAUACGUACAAAGAAAACAAAACAGAUCAGUGUUCACUGAAUCUUCAAGAUUUGACUGUGGAAGAAUGGGCCAAAAUCACUUCACAAGCCAGUGUCAGGAAGUCUCUUUCUGUUCACAUCUUCUGCUGUGUUCUCUACAGGCAUGUAAAUUAAAUUCAUUCUCUCUCUCUCUCUCUCUCUCUCUCUCUCUCUCUCUCUCUCUCUCUCUCUCUCUCUCUCUCUCUCUCUCUCUCUCUCGCUCUCGCUCUCAACUUCCUGGCCUGCCCUUUAGAUACACCUCCACUGUGUAAUUUGUGUAAUACUUUAUUAUCUGUGUAAUACUCUGUAAUGUGUGCAGAUCGAUUAGUUUGCAUGUAAGGUUAAGGAGGAGACUUCAUUGUACAUUGCAAUUCCAAACUUUGGAUAAAUAAAACCAGGGACAACAAGCGCUUGCGUAUUAUGUUAUUAUGUGUUAACAGUUUGUGAAACUGUUAUUCAGAUCGAGAAGAAAAAAAUGUUUGUGAC